Heteronotia binoei (common prickly gecko) is the source of this 1559-nucleotide messenger RNA. Its product is annotated as low density lipoprotein receptor adapter protein 1-like. The record is from RefSeq and is a predicted model, not a curated record. NCBI's taxonomy places the organism in Eukaryota, Metazoa, Chordata, Lepidosauria, Squamata, Gekkonidae. The transcript is spliced from 9 exons. The coding region runs from base 20 to 985 and encodes 321 amino acids.
GGAGCGCUGCUAGAGGCGCAUGCUCUGUCGUCGCCCUCGAAGCGAAGGAGGAGGGUCGGCUGAGGAGCCAGACAAAGCCCCGCCCCCUCAGCCGAGGCCCCGCCCCAGCCCUGUCGCCUUUCUCCUCUUGGUUUCCCCGAUGGAGGCGCUGCGAGCGGCGGGACGGGCUGUGCUCAGGAGCCCCAGUCUGGCGCGGCAUCGCUUGGGCGUCUCCCGCCUCCGCCGACACCGGCAACAACUCCCAGAGACCUGGACUGACAUGCGCGAGCCCCUCCUGGAGGGCAUGGGGUUUGCCCUCAAGUACCUGGGCAUGACACUGGUGGAGAAGCCUAAAGGGGAGGACAUGGCAACCGCAGCCAUCCACCGGAUCAUUGCCAUGGCUCGAGUGGGACCCAAGAAGUUCCAGAAGGUGAUUCUGACUGUCUCGCCCCGCGGCCUUUCUCUGCAGGAUGCCGAGACAAAGGAGACCAUUGAAAAUGUCUCCAUCUACAGGAUUUCCUAUUGCACCACGGACAAGCUGCAGAACAAGGUCUUUGCCUAUGUAGCACAGAACUCGCAGAGUGGAGCACUCGAGUGCCAUGCUUUUUUGUCGCCCAAGAAGAAGAUUGCCCAAGCUGUGACACUGACUGUGGCACAGGCCUUCCAGGUAGCCCUGGAUCUUUGGGAGGCUGCACAGGCAGGUUCCAGGCAGGAGCACCCGCUGAGUACGCUCUGCCCCAUGGAAAGCCCUUGCCAGCCAGUCAGGUCACCCAUGGGUAGCCCCCCCUUCAAGGCAAACUUUGAGGAUGAUGAUGAAGAGGAAGAGGAGGAAGAGGAAGGUGAUCUCCCGGAAACUUUUUCCAGCUGCACGGAGGAGGGUGGCCAGCCCACAACAGAUGAGGGGUGCCUUGCGUUUGGGAGCUCCCCAGUCACACAGUUCCAGUCAGAGGCAGCCAUGGGAAGUGGUCACCCCAACAGCUGCCUGCCUCCAGGGACGCUUUUCUAAGAUCAGCUUGGACACCGCCAUCCUUGCCAUCUCCAGCACCACUUGUAUGUAGCACACAAAGGACCAGCCAGUCUUCCUCAGCCCUCCUGGUGCAGCUCCCUGAUUGGCCGGCAUCACCUUACUGAACUCUGAGCCUCAAUUAGCCUUAGGGUCACCAGCAGUGCUCCUGUUGCUUGCCUGAGUCACCGGAGGGGGGAAUGCUCCAAGCUCUGCCUGUGGCAAGGGGUGUUCUGGGACCUCCUGUGGGGGUGUCUAGUAAUGGUGCUGGGCCUUGUUCAAAGGCCCCCCCUGUAGGCCAAGAGGUGCAUCCCACCUCUGGCCAGGUGUGCUGCAAAGCAGGGAGACUGGUCCCAAUCGCCCUUUCCCUUGCUUCUUGGAGGGAGCUGUGUGUUGUGGAGGUACAGAGGAAGUCUGGCCUCUGUUGCCGGCUUUCUGCACGGUCUGGUGCAAAGGCAGCAACUCCUCCAUGCCCUUCCCCUUGUCUCUCAUCACUGCCAAAUCACAGCUUUGUAGAGAAAGAUGUUAGUUUUUCAUGUCCUUUUCUAAAGGGAAAUAAACUAUUUGUACUGUUGUA